Lactuca virosa is the source of this 1009-nucleotide messenger RNA. The record is from the annotation of a GenBank genome assembly. Lineage: Eukaryota; Viridiplantae; Streptophyta; Magnoliopsida; Asterales; Asteraceae.
CCACCAAAUUGAGCAGAGACGUGAAACAAUGGACAAGUCGUCGCCGGAAAAUUUGAUCGUCGUCAAAAAAGACUCCAACGGGAUAGCUUAUGUAACAAUCAACCGCCCAAAGUCGUUGAACUCUUUGACGAAGCCAAUGAUGACUGAUAUGGCGCGUGCGUUCAAGUCUCUUAACGCCGACGAAUCCGUGGGCGUCAUUAUACUGUCCGGGUCGGGUCGGUCUUUCUGUUCAGGCGUGGACCUGACGGCAGCGGAGGAUGUUUUCAAAGGAGACGUGAAGGAUGUAGAAACCGAUCCGGUUGCUCAGAUGGAGCUGUGCCGUAAGCCAAUCAUCGGAGCGAUUGCGGGGUUCGCUAUUACGGCGGGGUUCGAGAUCUCCCUUGCUUGUGAUAUAUUAAUUGCUUCUAAAGAUGCUAAAUUCAUCGAUACACAUGCCAGGUUUGGGAUAUUUCCUUCAUGGGGCCUGUCGCAAAAGCUUUCACGGAUAAUAGGAGCCAACAAUGCUCGAGAAGUAUCUCUAACUGCGACGCCAUUAACGGCAGAGAAAGCAGAGAAGUUGGGAUUGGUGAAUCACGUGGUUGAAGGUAGCGAGUUGUUGAAGAAAGCCCGUGAAGUUGCAGAGGCGAUCAUGAAAAAUAAUCGAGAUCUGGUUUUGAGAUACAAAGCCGUUAUCAACGAUGGUGUCAAGAUCGAUCUUCAUCAUGCUCUUUUACUAGAGAAGGAGAGAGCUCAUGAGUAUUAUAAUGGAAUGACGAAGGAUCAGUUCAAGAAAAUGCAGGAAUUCAUAGCAAGUAGAAGCUCUAAAAAACCUGCUUCAAAGUUGUAAAAGUUGUAGCUGAUGAAGCCAUUAAUGUAAAAUCAAGGUAAUUCCUUUUUUCAUUGCAGCAGUUAGCAGAUCUAGAAUGUUACUACUAUUACAAUAACCUGUUUCUUAUUAACAAUAAAUUUAAAAAUUGUAAUAAAUUGAUUUUGAUUAUAAUUAUUUGAGUAUUUAAAAGUCAAUUACGCA